Molecule: messenger RNA, 1719 nt
Organism: Pipistrellus nathusii (Nathusius's pipistrelle)
Lineage: Eukaryota; Metazoa; Chordata; Mammalia; Chiroptera; Vespertilionidae
Source: the annotation of a GenBank genome assembly
AUGUCCUUCCAGGGCAAGAAGAGCAUCCCCCGGAUCACGAGCGAUCGCCUUCUGAUCAAAGGUGGGAAGGUGGUGAACGAUGACCAGUCCUUUUACGCUGAUCUGUACGUGGAGGACGGUGUGAUAAAACAAAUUGGAGAAAACCUCAUCGUCCCUGGGGGCAUCCGCACCAUCGAUGCCCACGGCCUGCUGGUCCUUCCAGGAGGGGUGGAUGUCCACACGAGGCUGCAGAUGCCUGCCCUGGGCAUGGCCCCGGCUGACGACUUCUGCCAGGGCACCAAGGCAGCCCUCGCGGGAGGGACCACCAUGAUAUUGGACCACGUGUUCCCCGACGUGGGCGUGAGCCUGCUGGCAGCUUACGAGCAGUGGCGGGAGCGGGCGGACGCCGGGGCCUGCUGCGACUACUCCCUGCACGUGGACAUCCCCCGCUGGCACGAGAGCAUCCGGGAGGAGCUGGAGGCCCUGGUCAAGGACAAGGGUGUGAACUCCUUCCUGGUCUUCAUGGCGUACAAGGACAGGUGCCAGUGCACUGACGGCCAGAUGUACGAGAUCUUCAGCAUUAUCCGGGACCUGGGAGCCCUGGCCCAGGUGCACGCGGAGAACGGGGACAUCGUGGAGGAGGAGCAGAAGCGGCUGCUGGAGCUCGGCAUCACCGGCCCCGAGGGCCACGUGCUCAGCCAUCCCGACGAGGUGGAGGCCGAGGCCGUGUACCGAGCCGUCACCAUCGCCAAGCAGGCCAACUGCCCCCUGUACGUCACCAAGGUGAUGAGCAAGGUUGCGGCUGACGUGGUGGCCCGAGCCAAGCGCAGGGGGGCGGUCGUGUUUGGGGAGCCCCUCACCGCCAGCCUGGGCACUGACGGCUCGCAUUACUGGAGCAAGAACUGGGCAAAGGCCGCGGCCUUCGUCACCUCCCCGCCCAUCAACCCGGACCCCAGCACCGCAGACCACCUCACCUCCCUGCUGGCCAGCGGGGACCUCCAGGUGACGGGCAGUGCCCACUGCACCUUCACCACUGCCCAGAAGGCCGUCGGCAAAGACAACUUCACCCUCAUCCCCGAGGGCACCAACGGCGUGGAGGAGCGCAUGGCGGUGGUCUGGGAGAAGUGCGUGGCCUCGGGGAAAAUGGACGAGAACGAGUUCGUGGCUGUGACCAGCACAAACGCAGCCAAAAUCUUCAAUUUUUACCCGAGGAAGGGGCGAGUGGCCGUGGGCUCCGAUGCCGAUCUGGUGAUAUGGAACCCCAAGGCCACGAAGAUCAUCUCUGCCAAGAGCCACAACCUGAACGUGGAGUACAACAUUUUCGAAGGCGUGGAGUGCCGGGGCGCCCCCUCGGUGGUCAUCAGCCAGGGCCGGGUGGUCCUGGAGGACGGGCACCUGUACGUCACCCCGGGCGCCGGCCGCUUCAUCCCUCGGAAGACCUUCCCGGACUUUGUCUACAAGCGGAUCAAGGCGCGCAACAGGCUGGCAGAGAUUCAUGGCGUGCCCCGAGGCCUCUACGAUGGGCCAGUCCACGAGGUGAUGGUGCCCUCGAAGCCUGGGGGUGGCUCCCAGGCCCGUGCGUCCUGCCCGGGCAAGAUCUCAGUGACCCCCGUGCGGAACUUGCACCAGUCGGGGUUCAGCUUGUCUGGAUCUCAGGCAGAUGACCACAUUGCCAGACGCACAGCCCAGAAGAUCAUGGCGCCCCCUGGUGGACGAUCCAACAUCACCUCGCUGUCCUAG